GAGAUUAGUCAAUUAUUCCGAGACUUAUGCGCCCCCACUAUCAAAGCGAGUGACAUAGAUCGCUUGGAUAAGAAUAUAGCUGAGAUCUUGUGCAAGCUAGAGAAGAUUUUUCCACCUGCAUUUUUCAACUCAAUGGAACACUUGCCAGUUCAUCUUCCACAUGAGGCAAAGGUUGGUGGUCCCGUCCAGUACAGGUGGAUGUACCCAUUUGAAAGGUUUCUUAACCAUUUGAAGCGUAAGGUUGGAAAUAAGGCACGUGUAGAAGGCUCCAUAUGCAAUGCUUACCUAAUGGAGGAGAUUUCAACUUUUGUUCCCACUAUUUUCAACCUGAGGUUGACACCAAAGCAAGGGAUCUAGGAAGAAAUGUCCAUUCGGUUGUUGAGAACCAACAUGACGUUAAUAUCCCCGAGAUGUUCAGGGUUGAUUGUGGUCGUGCACCUACUAAUGGCCGUUUGCGCUUCUUGCAAGACAUGGAGUAUGAUCGAGCACAUCUUUAUGUGCUUGCAAACAGUGGCAUCUUAGGUGAAUAUGAAAGGAAAUUUGAGGAGCACAUUCUCCAAACUCAACCUCACAUAGUAAUGGAGGAUAUUUGGAGUAAAUGCGAAGCCCAGUUCCCUGAAUGGUUUAAAUCACAUGUUCUCCGGUCUUUGAGUCCUAAUGAUGUGACACGGGCGCUUGCGAUGGGCCCCUCUAGACAAGUAAGGACAUGGAGCCGGUUCUAUGCGAAUGGAUAUAAUUUUCAAACUCAUGACUACGGCAAACACAAGUCAACUAUGAAUUAUGGAGUGUGUGUACAAAGUCCUGAUGAAGUUGACUACUUUGGCAUUUUGGAGGAGGUGGUUGAACUUUCUUAUUGUGGUAAGCUUCAACAGUACAAGACAAUCUUGUUUAAGUGCAGCUGGAUGGAUUCCGUGAAGGGUAUGAACAUUCAUGAACAAUACAAACUUGUUGAGGUCAAUCAUUCUAAGAGAUACCCAAAGUAUGACCCGUUUGUAUUGUCUUACCAAGUUAGUCAAGUAUACUUUGCACACUACCCCAGUUUGAAGAGGGAUAAAGCCCAAUGGUGGGCUGUGUUUAAAACUAAGGCAAGGUCUGUGAUUGAUGCUCCGGUUGACUUAGACUUUCUACAAGAAGAUGCAAAUGAGGUUUCUUCAGCUCUUUGUGCUCCAGAUGAGAUCCCAGAUUAUGAAGAUCAAGAUGAUGAUGAUGAUGAUGACGAUAUUAAUGAUGGUGAGGCUGAUAGUAUGAGUGAUGAGGAUGAGGAUGAUGAAGAUGAGGAUGAGGAUGAUGGUGAUGAUGACAUUGAUGAUGAUGAUGACGAUGGUGAUGAUGAUGAUGAUGAUUCUGAUGGAUACGACGAUUAA
This is a messenger RNA of Spinacia oleracea (spinach), 1364 nucleotides long. RefSeq names its product pheromone-processing carboxypeptidase KEX1-like. NCBI's taxonomy places the organism in Eukaryota, Viridiplantae, Streptophyta, Magnoliopsida, Caryophyllales, Amaranthaceae. The transcript has 4 exons. Bases 273 to 1364 code for a protein of 363 amino acids. The record is from RefSeq and is a predicted model, not a curated record.